Molecule: messenger RNA, 693 nt
Organism: Necator americanus (New World hookworm)
Lineage: Eukaryota; Metazoa; Nematoda; Chromadorea; Rhabditida; Ancylostomatidae
Exons: 7
Coding region: 1-693 (230 amino acids)
Biological process (GO): L-cysteine catabolic process
Molecular function (GO): cysteine dioxygenase activity; ferrous iron binding
Source: RefSeq, a predicted model, not a curated record
AUGUCGAUUAUAUUGAUUACGGAUGUCUUGGCUGAUGCAAUGAUCGACCUUCCCGGCUUCUACAGCUUCGGUCGCCAUCAGUACUAUUCUCUGCUUGAGAUGGAACCGUUAACUGCGGAAAUUCGUUCAUUAUUUCGUGAUCAACAUGUGAAUAUUGAAGAUGUGGAGAAGGCUUUACUUUCUUACAAAAGUAAUCAACAAGACUGGUCCAGUUUCGCACUUUUUGAUGAAAGGAACUACACACGCAAUCUCGUGGACACUGGCAACGGCAAGUACAACAUGAUUGUGCUAUGCUGGGGUCCAGGAAUGUGCACGAACAUUCAUGAUCAUUCUGGAUCAUAUUGUUUCGUCAAGAUGCUCGAAGGCCAGCUAAAAGAAACGAGAUUUGCUUAUCCCAAAGAAAAUUCCUCUAUUGGACCACUGUCGAAAACUGGCGAAUCAAUUAUCUCAGUGAAUGAGGUCAGCUAUAUGAGUGAUGAACUAGGACUUCAUCGAAUGGAAAACUCAAGUCAUUCUGAGAACGCUGUUAGCUUGCACAUUUAUUCACCAGCAUAUAACAAAUGCAGUCUAUUUGACCAGAGGACAAGUCAGCGACAUACGUCUAAGGUGACGUUUUGGUCUCGUUAUGGUAAACUAUCCAGUUCUACGGAACUACCAUUUGAUCGCAUCCAUGGCUCUGCAAGAAAAGGAUGA